UAAAGAGAAGCAAAAGAGUUGCGACACAAGUAAAAAACAGAGCUAGUUGGCCAAAAGACCUAUUACUAGUUGUGGUAAUUAGACAUUAUAUAGAGUGUCCACCGCCAGGAAUAAGUACACUAACAGCUAAAUUGAUUAGCAAAUUAGUUACUAAAACUGAGCAAAAUAAUAGUGUGAACUCUGAAAAUAAAUCAAGCUGGAAACGUUAUACGCCAAACAUAACUGAUAAGACUUGUAUAUCAAUUAAUGAUCGAAUUAUCGUGUUAUGUCUUAAACUUAAUUGGAUAAACGGCAUGUAA
Dentiscutata erythropus is the source of this 299-nucleotide messenger RNA. The record is from the annotation of a GenBank genome assembly. NCBI's taxonomy places the organism in Eukaryota, Fungi, Glomeromycota, Glomeromycetes, Diversisporales, Gigasporaceae.